Molecule: messenger RNA, 3711 nt
Organism: Solanum lycopersicum (tomato)
Lineage: Eukaryota; Viridiplantae; Streptophyta; Magnoliopsida; Solanales; Solanaceae
Product: histone-lysine N-methyltransferase, H3 lysine-9 specific SUVH3-like
Cellular component (GO): nucleus
Molecular function (GO): double-stranded DNA binding; histone methyltransferase activity; protein binding
Source: RefSeq, a predicted model, not a curated record
AAUAUGAUCUGUGAAACUUUGUGGGGUUUUGGUUUUUUUUGUUCUUCGUUCUUAGCUGGGACUGUGAGUUCCAUUUUUGCCUUUUGCUAAAAGUUGAACUUUUUUUUUUCACCCGUGAUUCCCUGAAUAGAGUACAGAAUCAAAAGCAUAACAAACCCACGUUCAGAUUCUUUGUUAAUCAAAUGCUUGUUUGAGUUUCAGCUUAUUUUUUGCUUCCUUCCUCUGCAAAAGCGGCUAGUUGUGUGGUGAAGGAUCAACUAUUAUCUAGUGGGAAGCGUGAAGUUCAUUCACAAAUCGCAUUUUGACUUGCCUAAACAAGGAUUUAUUCAUUUGGUUGAGAAUGGUGUCAUUCUCGAAUGACGGUUUAUCUGAUCAAUGUGUGAAGAAGCGGUCAUCAGUAAAUGGUUAUCAUUUGCUGGAUUCUGGAACUAUGUCAAAACAUAAAGUUCGGAUAGUCUGCGGAGAGCAGGAUUUACCCCCAGGUUGUAGUAGAAAUGCUCCAAAAGUUGACUUGAACCAAAACGAAAAUGCUAUGGUCUCCAUCAGUGAAAAUAUGGCUGACACUCUGGUGGCCCAUGGUGACAAUGGUCCUAACACUGGGGUUGAGUUCUGUUCUGUUGAAGUUGCGUCAGCCAGAACCACUAAUGUGAUAGAAAACGGGUUGGAAGAACCUACAAGCCAUGACAAAUCGCUUAGAUUUGAGUUGUCUAAAGAUCAUAAAAAUAGUGAAAUGUCAUUGCUCAAGAAAGCAAAAGUCAUUGGGUAUGAUGAAUUAGGGACGGAAGUUGAUGUUGCAAGACACUUUUUUUUGGUUGAAAAUGUAAUCGGUAUGUACAAAGAUCACGUGCUGCAUCCUGGCAGUAUGACUGAUAGGGUGAUUCCUGUUUGUGAUUCAAAAACAUUGUCACUGCCUCAGUGUCAAAUAAAGAAUGGAAGUGUUGAGGAUAAUAUUUCACCCUUACCAAAGAAAAAGUACUGCCGAAGAGGAGUUUUUGCUGUUCGUGACUUCCCUCCAUUUUGUGGAAGAAAUGCUCCUAAGUCGACUAAACUGGAUCUUUUGGGUGGUAAUGAAGCAAGCAAGCGAGCGAUUCUGUUAAAUAAGGGAGUUACAGAAAAUGAAGUGAUUGAGACUUCAAAAAAUGUUAUGGAUACUGGGACACUGUCCCUGGGGUUGACCGCAAGUCGGGAAGCUGAUUCGUGGAGUAAGACAGAGGUUACUGGUUCCAAAUGCAGUUUAAUUGAACGAGCAACAGUUCGCGUUGAAGACCCAGAAGAUGUCCAAGAUAACUAUGUUAGAAGGAGCCAACUUGAAAGAACUGUAAUGUUGCCAGAGACAAUGACGAAAAAGGAGAGGGAUGAUACAGGAAAAUUUUUGCUGAAGGAGAGUAUUGUGUAUUCACGGAAUGAACGUGAAAAGGCGACUACUGCUAGACAUGGUUUUGGUUCUGGAGAUAAAAUUACUAAGCCAGUUGUGCAUGGGUUGAUGGAUGAGCGUUGUUCUCCAUGGAGGCAAAAGAAGCAAACUCCUAGGCAAAUUGUGCAAGGUCUGAUGGCUGAGACAAACAAGGACUGGAGGCAGAAGGAGCAAACUCGUUUAGAUGGCCUGAUGAGUAGAAACCAAGUUCCAAAGCCUAGCAUGUAUAGACAGAGGAUGUCCGUAGUUGUUGCCAGAAAAAGUAUUCCUAAACCAAAAUUUCCAGAGACUCUGUUUGGCAGGAGUAGAUCAGGUUUUGUUGGUGAAGCUGUGCCAGAAUAUCCAAGUUCACCGUUUUCCAAAAAUGAUGGAAUUCGUAAUUUGAAUUGUGAAGCACAACCUAAAGAUUCGCCUAUUGGUCAGAAGAAGUGUGAGUUUGAUGAGACUCGACCACCUUUUGGUCCAAAAAGUUCCAGUCGCUGUGAUGCUCGUAGUAAAGUUUUAGAGACUCUUCGUCUGUUUCAGUCUCACUUUAGAAAAAUCUUACAGGGAGAAGAAUCAAUGUCAAGAUCUGCAGGAGUAAACGCUAAGCAAAAAGAUAAAAUUAGAAGGAUUGAUCUUCAAGCAGCAAAACUUGUCAAAGACAAAGGGAAGCAAGUUAAUACAGGAACGCAGAUACUGGGAGAAGUUCCAGGAGUUGAAGUAGGAGAUGCAUUCCAAUACAGGGUUGAACUUUCUCUUGUGGGAGUUCAUCGCUUGUAUCAGGCUGGUAUUGAUUCCAUGUACAUUAAGGGAGGACUGCUGGUUGCAACUAGUAUUGUUGCCUCCGGAGCCUAUGAUGAUGAUUUGGGAGAUGCUGAUGAGCUGAUUUAUUCUGGUCAAGGUGGAAAUGUGGUUGGCAAGGUCAAAAUUCCUGAAGACCAGAAACUUGUGAAAGGUAAUUUAGCCUUGAAGAAUAGCAUACGUGAAAGGAAUUCUGUUCGGGUGAUUCGUGGAUCUAAGGAGAUCAGGACUCCUGAAUCAGGUGGAAGACCUAAUGUGGUGACUACUUAUGUCUAUGAUGGCUUAUACACUGUUGAGAAUUAUUGGAAAGAAAAAGGGCCACAUGGUAAGAUGGUUUUUAUGUUUAAGUUGGUAAGAAUUCCUGGACAACCAGAGCUUACUUGGAAAGAAGUACAGUCUUCAAAAAAUUCCAAAGCGCGGCAUGGUGUAUGUGUUCCUGAUAUUACAGAAGGGAAGGAGUCACUACCUAUAGCAGCUGUGAACACUAUUGAUGGUGAGAAACCCCCACCAUUCAAGUACAUCAAGAACAUGAUGUAUCCAGUUGGUUUCCGCCCUGCUCCACCUAGAGGUUGUGAUUGUAUUGGUAGAUGUUCUGAUGCCGAGAGGUGCUCAUGUGCAGUUAAAAAUGGAGGUGAGAUCCCUUACAAUCGUAAUGGGGCUAUUGUUGAAGUGAAGCCUCUUGUAUAUGAGUGUGGUCCUCAUUGUAAGUGCCCUCCUUCGUGCUAUAAUAGAGUGAGCCAACAUGGUAUUAAAAUUCCACUGGAGAUCUUCAAGACAGAUACAAGGGGCUGGGGUGUGAGAGCUCUAACUUCCAUCUCUUCAGGAACCUUUAUCUGUGAGUAUACAGGACAACUUCUUGAGGACACAGAAGCGGAACGAAGGAUUGGCAUGGAUGAAUAUCUUUUUGAUAUUGGCCAGAACUAUGGUGGUUAUACUGCCAACUCUUCUGGACAAGCAAACCAAAAUGAGUUAGUAGAAGAGGGCGGUUAUACCAUUGAUGCAGCUCGCUAUGGAAAUGUAGGACGAUUCAUCAACCACAGUUGUUCCCCCAAUUUGUAUGCACAGAAUGUUGUCUAUGAUCACAAGGAUAAGAGAGUGCCCCACAUCAUGCUUUUUGCGGCUGACAAUAUUCCUCCCUUGAAGGAGCUUUCUUACCAUUACAACUAUGUUGUUGAUCAGGUUUAUGACUCUGAUGGCAAGAUCAAGGUGAAGAGGUGCUUUUGUGGAUCUUCAGAUUGUUCUGGUAGGAUGUACUAGGAUUUUAUAAAAUUUAGCUGUUGAAGUUGAAUAGAGAGUUACUCUUGACUCAUUGUCUUUCUUUUGUCCACACCUGGAAAUAGUAGUGCUUCAUUUUGUUUAUCCUAUAUAGUAUAUAGGGUGUAUGUUCAUGGAGAAAUAAGCUUGUACGGGCUGACUCGUAUGAUCCUAUAAUCAGAACUGGCAAAUUUUUGCAUCAGUACUCAGCCUUCUUGUGUGAUCUUAGAUGUGCCUGAACAAGUUAAUUUGCUUUCCUA